AUGCUAUACUUCAUACUCUCUUUGAUUCAUGGCUACAUGAAUCCUGGCUAUGAAACCUACAAAAUCUUAACUUACUUUAUACCUGAUUUACUGUUAUGUCUGAUGAACAUGAUCGUGACAUUUUAUUUCUAUCCUAACCUCAAGGAAACUAAUAAGUAUUUAAGCAGUCCUAAGAUGCUCAUUGUCAAUGCUGGAUUUUACAUUAACAUUCUGACAACAAUAUACUAUAUAAUCCUAUAUUGGUAUAUGACCGAGAGAGGGAUCACAGGGGAAGAUUGUACACCUGAAGAGUCAUUUUUGUGUACGAACUGGAGAUAAACACCUGAGAUUUGGAAAUAUAAGCUACCAGCUAAUUGUAACGCUUUAUUUUUCAAACUAUAUGCUGAUUAUAUCAAGUAUAGAGCUAUCUAAUCAAUUGAUUCAUAAAAAUGA
Messenger RNA from Stylonychia lemnae, 432 nucleotides. The record is from the annotation of a GenBank genome assembly. NCBI's taxonomy places the organism in Eukaryota, Ciliophora, Spirotrichea, Sporadotrichida, Oxytrichidae.